CUCCGUCUGGGCGGUCGGUGCUGCGCCGUGCCAGGGAAACGUCCAGGAGAAGAUGCGUUGAGGCAAGCGGAUAUUCUCAAGCAGCCGUGUCUAAUUGGUGUGAUUCAUGUCCCUGUUGUGGCUGAAACCUAUUCAGAGCCAGGGAGAAGGAAAGCGAAGAGAGAGUGAGGACGAGAUUCGCGCAGAGAUCUGCACGCAGGAGUCUUUGGAAAUGAAGGAAUUAUAAACAGGGCAAAAAGAGGAGGGACGCACGCCAGAGGGUCAAAGUUUCUUGUGCAGUAGUGUUUUUUUUUCUUCUUUUCGGUGGACAUCACUGUGCCUCAGAUUGACGCCGUGAUGGAAUGACACUUGGAUAGAGGAUGAUAGACACUUUGGCACCGGAGCUCCUGCUCAGAAAUCCUCCCGUUUACAGCAGGCAGGGUGCUGACCGAGCCCCCAGGACGGUGAUCAGUCAUUUGUUUUGAAGUGGCAGGAAGAUCCUCCUCUUGAUCGUUUUCUCCCCCCCUCUGUAGCCAAACACGAGUGAGGGAUGGUGCGCGCAGCGAUUCCUCAGAGACUGACGUGCGUACUCAUCACGUUCCCGUUAAGGAGCGCAUCUUAAAGAGCUCCAUUCUUCAUUCUUGUUCAUUCUGCUACUCUGAACUUGUUGAACGGCGUUAACGAGCAGUGGGAAAGGGAGUAGAGGCGCAUUCAAGAAAUCGCCAGAUCACAACGCAGGACGAGGGCCAUGAUUGACAGCCAGGCAAGCUGAGGAGACCUGUCACUCAUCUUCCUAUCAGCGUGUCAGAGGGCUAUCUCCUUUUCGCCUCCCCCCUCUUCCUCCUCCUCCUCCUCCUCCACUGUCCUCCUCCCUCCCUCGAUCAUCUCCUCUUAUCUUCUCAAUGGGCUGGUAACCUCACUGUCCCUCAAAGUUAUCCACCACUCCAGAAACCCGAAAGAGACAGAAAUAGUAAAUAAACACAACAAGACUUCUAAACCAACCCUCGCUCCACCUGAGGGGAGUUUGGCAUGCCUCCUAACUCCAGUUGAGUGAGUUGUAGUAAGUGAAAGUAGGAGAGGGAUCCCUUGUUUGCGCACCGUCAGAAGGAGAUACGGCUCCUUGAGAAGGAGCUGAAAGAGGACCAGUCAUGCAUUUCCAUUUUGCGUUGAUGCUGCAGGCGCUGUGGACCGGUGUUUGCCAGGCGGCCAUGCAGCACUACCCUGCAGCAUGGGGUCACUACGAUGUGUGCAAGUCCCAAAUUUACUCAGACGAAGGCUUAACCUGGGACUACAUGGCCUGCCAGCCAGAGGCAGCAGACAUGACCCAGUACUUGAAGGUUACUCUGGAUCCCCCCAACAUCACCUGUGGAGACCCUCCAGAGACAUACUGUGCCCUGGAGAACCCCUACAUGUGUAAUAAUGAAUGUGAUGCCAGCACAGAGGAACUCGCCCACCCCCCAGAGCUGAUGUUCGAUAUAGAGGGCCGUAACCCCACAACCUUCUGGCAGUCCACAUCUUGGAAGAAGUAUCCAAAGGCCCUCCUGGUCAACAUCACGCUAUCUUGGAACAAGACCAUUGAGCUGACCGACGAUAUCAUUCUCACCUUUGAGUCAGGCCGGCCUGAACAGAUGGUCCUGGAAAAGUCGCUGGAUUAUGGACGAACCUGGCAGCCCUACCAGUUCUAUGCCACUGACUGCCUGGACGCCUUCACUAUGGAACCCAAGACGGUGCAGGACCUGACUCAGCAUACUCUGCUGGACAUCAUCUGCACUGAGGACUACUCACGAGGUUAUGUGUGGAAGUAUGAUAAAACAGUGCGCUUUGAGAUCAAGGACCGCUUUGCGUUGUUUGCUGGGCCCCGGCUGCACAACAUGGCUUCACUUUAUGGCCAACUAGACACUACCAAGAACCUAAGGGACUUCUUUACCAUCACAGACCUGAGAGUCCGCCUGCUCCGACCUGCUACAGGAGCUACAAUGGUGGAUGAGAACAACCUGUCCAGAUACUUUUAUGCCAUCUCUGACAUCAAAGUCCAGGGCAGGUGCAAGUGCAACCUUCACGCCAACAGCUGUGUGUAUGACAAAGAGAAGUUGAGCUGCGAGUGUGAACACAACACCACUGGGCCUGACUGUGGCCGCUGUAAGAAGAAUUACCAGGGGCGAGCGUGGAGUGCUGGCUCCUACCUGCCCAUCCCCAAGGGCACGGCUAAUAUCUGUAUUCCGAAUAACAUUGGUCCAGUUAUUCGGCCGAAUGUCUCAUCCCUAGGUGUCGCUAACCGAAAAGAAGUAGCUCCUCAAGUUGCAUUGUCCACUGCCCCUUCUGUCCACGUUGCAAACAGCAAGCGAGAGUGUAAUUGUAAUCCCUUUGGCUCAGUCAGUGAUCGCUGUAAUGGCACAGGAUUUUGUAUAUGUAAGGAGGGCACUACAGGGCCUAAGUGUCAGGAGUGUCUUCCCGGCUAUUUGUGGGACGAUGGCUGCAAAUCCCGGGUGUGUGACAACGAGCUCCUGCGCUGCCAAAAUGGCGGGGAGUGUGUAAACAAUGUCCGCUGCAACUGUCCCUCAGCCUACACGGGCCUACAGUGUGAGAAGCCCCGCUGCGAGACGGAGCUGGGGGGCUGCGGGGGCCCCGAUUCGGGCCAGGCCCCCCUGAUGGCUCCACCGUCCCCCAGGCUGCUGCUGCUGCUGCUGCUGGGCUCGGCACUGCUGAGAGAGGCCUCCUGCUGGCCUGCCGUGCUCUGAAGAGACCCAUGACCUGGUGGGAGUGAUCAACUCCCCACCGCCUCCACCUUAACCUUCCCAUCCCCCCUUUCAAAUAAUCAAAAACCAUUAAACAAGAACAAUCAUGAGCUUUCUGGACUGUAUUGUACUGAGCUUCUCCGCCGCCAGACUCAAUGGACACUCGCGCUGACGAUAAAGGGAAUGUGCCAGGCAAAUGAGUGCAAAAACUCUUCAUUUAAUUUCAAAGAAUAUAUAGAAAUGAAAAAAAACAUAUACUUCUAUGCCAGAUAUUAUUUUAAAAAAAAGUAACUGAGCAUUUGCCUAAUAAAAGUAAAAUGAGCAAAGUCAGACCCCCCUCCCCCUCUAAGCCAUACCAGGUACUUGAGCUCCUUCUAGUUUGAGAAGGGAUAAGUGAAGAUGACAGACUCGUUCACUUCCUCUCUUAUUGCCACGGCAACAACAGCUGCGACCAAUCAGCUCUCGCACGAGCAGACAGUGGCCGACAAUCCCUCCCUGGGAUGCUUCUGCGAGUUAAUGUUGGCUGAACUGACGCUGAAGAAAACUCAAAGAAGCUGUCCCCGCUGAACGGCAAAGACUGGCCUCUGAAACAAUAACCGUUAUACUUCAGUACGAUGACAAACAAAAAGAGGAGAAAACACAGGAAGCAUUCUUUGCUGUCAGUGCUUUGUGGAUAGAAGGAAAUCUGUCCGGACUACCACUUUGUGACACAAAAACCUUGCCCAUGUCGAUCCCUCUCUAGCUUUUUGUCUCUCCUUUGAGCUCUAUCUCAUUCUCCCUCCUGUUCAUCCUCCCUCCCUUUCUGUCCUCCAACCCCGAAUACCCUCGCCAUGCUGCCACUGACCCUGUGCUUUCGUGAACGUUACUCUGUAAACCCUUGUUGGUUGAAAGAUUCUUUUGUCCGAUGUUAGUGAUGCACAUGUGUAAGAAGUCCCUUCCCCUCCCCUCCUUUCCUCUCUUGCAAAAAGAUACUCCGAUUAAGCUGUCUGAUUCUUUUUUCUAUCUUAGAGCCACCUUGCUCCCUAUGAUCAUGGACAGAGGGUAGUUUUCACCUGAGCAGACGAGAAGUGCAUAGAAAACCAUCGGUGUAUUUGCAAGUUCUUUUCUCGACAGAGCAAACAAAAAAAGAGUCAUGUAGUCCUUUUGUAUCUUUGCCGAACUGUGAUUGAAAAAAGGCAACCUUUAAUGUAUCUAUUUAAGACAUCCAAAUGCAGAAGCAACUGUUUUUACCGUUUUCUUUCCUUUUGAUUUCUAUUUCUUUCAAUCACUUAUUUGUUGAUUACUUUUAGUUGUGCAGUUGAUUUUCCUUUGUAUUGGCAACGUGCUGGCAUCAAAGAAUAUCAGUUUACAUAUACAGUAUUAAUAAAGUGUAAUAAAAUCCCACCAAAGGACAUUAUAAAUGUUUUGUUCUUGCUUUAACACUUGAGAAUUUAAGUGAAUAAAAGUUUAAAAAUG
Messenger RNA from Micropterus dolomieu (smallmouth bass), 4169 nucleotides. RefSeq names its product netrin g1a (gene ntng1a). NCBI's taxonomy places the organism in Eukaryota, Metazoa, Chordata, Actinopteri, Centrarchiformes, Centrarchidae. The record is from RefSeq and is a predicted model, not a curated record. Gene Ontology annotation, molecular function: cell-cell adhesion mediator activity. Bases 1128 to 2717 code for a protein of 529 amino acids. The transcript is spliced from 9 exons.